AGCUUCAUUGCCAUCAAGCCUGACGGCGUUCAGCGCGGCCUGAUCGGGCCCAUCGUCUCUCGCUUCGAGACCCGUGGCUUCAAGCUCGUCGCCAUCAAGCUCAUGACCCCCGGCAAGGAGCACCUCCAGGCCCACUACGCCGACCUUAAGGACAAGCCCUUCUUCGCCGGCCUCAUUGAGUACAUGAACUCUGGCCCCAUCUGCGCCAUGGUCUGGGAGGGCCGUGACGCCGUCAAGACUGGCCGUGUCCUCCUCGGUGCCACCAACCCCCUUGCCUCCGCCCCCGGCACCAUCCGUGGCGACUACGCCAUCGACGUCGGCCGCAACGUCUGCCACGGCUCCGACUCCGUCGAGAACGCCAAGAAGGAGAUUGCCCUCUGGUUCAAGGAUGGCGAUGUCGUCUCCUACAAGUCUUCUCAGUUCGACUGGGUCUACGAGAAGCCUUAA
Messenger RNA from Colletotrichum phormii, 447 nucleotides. RefSeq names its product nucleoside diphosphate kinase. Gene Ontology annotation, molecular function: nucleoside diphosphate kinase activity. The transcript is spliced from 6 exons. NCBI's taxonomy places the organism in Eukaryota, Fungi, Ascomycota, Sordariomycetes, Glomerellales, Glomerellaceae. The record is from RefSeq and is a predicted model, not a curated record. Gene Ontology annotation, biological process: GTP biosynthetic process; CTP biosynthetic process; UTP biosynthetic process. The annotation marks the transcript as partial.